Pleurotus ostreatus (oyster mushroom) is the source of this 1077-nucleotide messenger RNA. RefSeq lists its product as uncharacterized. The transcript is spliced from 3 exons. Bases 1 to 1077 code for a protein of 358 amino acids. NCBI's taxonomy places the organism in Eukaryota, Fungi, Basidiomycota, Agaricomycetes, Agaricales, Pleurotaceae. The record is from RefSeq and is a predicted model, not a curated record.
AUGAAUACGAGAAACAGAAAUUCUGGACGACCAGGAGGGCUGCCGUCGAAUCCGCGUGCAGGAGCGCGCCCGACGGCCCAGAGACACACGCAGCGGGCGGCCUCGCUGGAGAGGCCAAAUUCGAAGGACGUGAGAGGCGGCGCAGUAGCGUCAGCUCCACCCCAUCAGUCCAUACGUCCUCAGAAAUCCAUGGGCGCACUCUCCACUCGUAAUCGUUCCCCGGCUCCUCCAAUGCCCACACGGAAGCGAAGUAUCUCUGGCCCAAGGCAUGCCCCCUCUGCGUCAGCAUCAGCAUCUUCAGCAUCUUCUUUUGCUUCAUCAGCUUCGUUCUUUGACCGGAUCAAAGGGCAAAUGGGAUAUUCAUCGUCACGGACCAGCAUCGAAGAUGAUGGAGCUAAUGCCGGAUUUAAAGGCGAAGGCGAACCUCCAUACUCACAAGAAGACAACGUACGAUACAGCGUCCACUCAUCAAACGGAGACGGGUCCACCGUCUGGAGUCGUGUUGCUGCUGCUGCGGGCAACCUCACUAUCAAUGUCAGCAAGACAUGGGCAGCGAGCAUCGCAACGUAUACCGGCGAAUACACACCACCUGGGCAGGAGUCUCGUUUGCUGCGGGGAAUGAAAGCAUACCACCUUGCUAAAGCCCACGACCCUUCUGACCUACCGAGUUGGUUGUUUGAGCCUCAUGAACGCGGACGGUUUAAACGUGAGGAUCGACAGGGUGGUGAUGAGGAGGACCCUAAUCCGAGAGCGUCGUCAUAUAAAGAGCCCCCGAAGCCACGAAGUCUGCGAGCUGUUUAUGAAGCAGCAGCAGCUACGUCCUCUCCCACCCCUCGAACUAUUAGAGGAGCGGAUGGAAAUGAAGCUCGCCCAUCGAGGGCAACCGAUCGCCUGCAAGCCAUGCGACAGGCAAGAAGGGGGGUUGUCCGGGGGGAUAGUCCUGAUGCUUCUACAGUGGGUGGUCAUGUACGAUCCCCGCAGGGCAGUGUGGAUGGUCGCCGUAAUAUUACUUCAGACGAUGGUGAGCGACGUGUCCCGCGUAUGGGCCUUCCAUCAAGACCAGCACGAAAGGGAUGA